AUGUUCGCCUGGAUACUCAUACCCCUUUUUGAGAAAAUCGACGCCAGACUAGAAAAGUCGGGCAAUUUCGAUUCCUUGCAAAAAUUCCGCCUUUCAGUUGUCAAUUAUUAUAUCAAGCAUGACCCAAGGCUUAAGCACUUUGAGCUUCAAGAGGUUCUCACAGUGAUAUCCGGGCUCGACCUAUUACUUCGAUAUUCUGUCCAACGGGAAGAGUCUUUGAAGCAGAAGUGCCAGAUAUUGGAAAGAAAGGAACAGACCCCAGAAGUGGAGAGACAUAUCAAACACAAUCUUAACCUUCUCAGAGACUCUCCGAAGCAGUAUUGGCAAUACGAACGAGAGCUUUACAAAUUCGAAUCCUCGCUUCCAGCCGGCCCACUGCGCAGGGCUUAUGAUACCAAUCGAUCUAAUCCUAAGUGGUAUCUCCACCCUGACCUGACAAAUGACUGCGCAGGAAGAGGUGGAUGCUGCGGCCGUCAGUGUGGUUGCUGCGAAAAACGUGAACCAACUCCCGAAAGACCUCGAGGGCUUGGCCACUGCACUGUUGAAUGCAGUUGUUGCGCUAACGCCCGGGGAUUCGAGAUACUGCCACUGGGAACGGACAACAUUUGGCAGGAGACUACCAAGCGUCUCAUGGAGGAAUUCGCUGAUAUGCAUCAUUAUGGCAAUAAGACCUCCCAUGCUCGAUAUAUGCGGGCGUUCUUUAGUGGUCUUCAGUCGGAAAGGGACCAAGCACCAAAAUGGAAAUAG
This is a messenger RNA of Penicillium coprophilum, 747 nucleotides long. RefSeq lists its product as uncharacterized. NCBI's taxonomy places the organism in Eukaryota, Fungi, Ascomycota, Eurotiomycetes, Eurotiales, Aspergillaceae. The record is from RefSeq and is a predicted model, not a curated record. Bases 1 to 747 code for a protein of 248 amino acids. The transcript has a single exon.